Molecule: messenger RNA, 2036 nt
Organism: Doryrhamphus excisus (bluestripe pipefish)
Lineage: Eukaryota; Metazoa; Chordata; Actinopteri; Syngnathiformes; Syngnathidae
Molecular function (GO): protein binding
Source: RefSeq, a predicted model, not a curated record
UCCUUCUUCUCAGCCAAUCAGAAGUCACGACACGAGGUCGCUAUUUUAUGACUCACGAAGUUCAGAAACAUUAUUAUUUGACAUAUACUUCCAUAUUUUAAUGGGAAAGCUCAACUUUUACGUCCUUUGGUCCCUCCGCGACGCUCCUCGCCAGUUUAUCAGCAAGUCAAACCGAAGAUGCUUCCACGUCCACGUCCCGCUGCCUCUACCCAAGCAGCUGGUUAUCUUCGGUUUCGGCGAGUGGGGGUGUAGCGAGACCACCAUGUCUGUGGAGGUAGUGGUGAGUGCUGACGUGCUACCUCAAAACAUAGGAACGCUUACAUCUCAAGCUAGGUGUCUGACUUUUGAGGGGGAGUGGAGCUCUGACAUGAUGUCUGUGGCAGCAGAGAGAGGGAGGAAAGGAGUCUAUGGCAAGAUUGUACUCACGGUGUGUGGACAGUUUCAGGAUACAGGCAGCAUUCUGAACAGUAGUUCUUCGGUCCAAAGGAAAUGUUUAUUCCCAGAGCAGCUCAGCACCACUGAUCUCUCCUGUACUUCACACCAAAGUGCUGCAGAAGACACGGUAACCCCCAACUCCUCGCAGUUGGGCGACAGUGUUUGCUGUGGCGAGAUCCAGGUUCAUAAAGUUGACACCAGCGAUUCAGCCUUUGGAUGUAAACCUUCUCUCUGGCCUACGGAUAAGACGCCCAGACGGACUCUCAUCAGCAGGAAAGGUCGCCUGACAUGGAGCUCGGAGGAAAUGGAGGACACAGAGUGCAUAGGCCGAGCUUCAACUCCCAAAAAAAGGAGGUUGUUCAGGUUGAACAGCCAGGAAGAAAUGACUUCGCAGAUGAAGGAGCAGGACAGAGCAGUGUGUCCGUCAAAGCGUUGGAGCCACACCAUGUGCCUCAGUGACCUCGACACUGCCAUACUCAUCGGAGGGGAAACUAUGGAGCAGAACUUCUGUGAGGACUCCUUGUGGAAGCUGGAGUUAGCCGAUGACCUCUGGUACCCGAUGAACUCCUCCGUAUCCGGACCUGCACCACCUUGCGCCAGAGGACUCUCUGCAACCUUUGACCCAGACUCUAAAACCAUCUUGGUAUACGGUGGCCUGAGGGAGGGUCAGCGCUACAGCGAGCUCUACAUCCUAAAUACUCUGACCUGGAAGUGGAAGCUUGUCACAGCAAAAGGGAACAUUCCAACCCUGGCGUAUCAUUCUGCAACUUUUUAUAAGAAGGAGCUUUUUGUCUUUGGUGGGGUUCAUCCCAGCCAGUCUUCCAGGGAGAAGUUGUGCAGUAAUGCUUUGUACAUCUUCAACCCAGAGUUUGAACUCUGGUAUCAACCUAUUGUCGAGGGGGACAAGCCUCUGCCUCGCUUUGGACAUUCAACUACACUCCUGUCCCAAAAGCUGAUCAUAUUUGGUGGCCGAAAAACUGCAACCUACCUAAAUGACCUCCAUAUUUUAGACCUUGGCUUCAUGGAGUACACAGCUGUGAAGUGUGAGAACAUGCCGCCACUGCCUCGAGGGUUUCAUGCUGCUCUCCCAGUUUCAGACAACAGGAUUGUAGUGAGUGGGGGAUGCAGCACAUUAGGAACCUUGCAGGAUGUGCAUGUCUUCAAUACUGACACCAAAAUCUGGAGUUCCGUGGUGUCGUCCGAGUUGUGCUCCAAGCCCCGUGCUGGACACAGUUUGAUCCAUUUAACUUCAACGACCUUGGAAGACUUUGAAACGCACAAGCAAGAUAAAGCUGUCAAAGUCCAAUGCACGCUGCUGCUGUUUGGUGGCUCCGACUGCUCUGGUAACUUCUACAAUGACACAGUUCGAUGCACGGUGGAGAUUCCCUUAUGAUAAAAGACCAGUUUACCUCGGAGGUACACAAAACAGGACAUCUGUUUUUAAAACAUGCUUCAUGUUAGCUUUACUUCCUUAGUUAUUUUUCUGCAGGCUAGUCCAUGCUUCCGCCAAGCAACUGAUAUGAUGGCACACUUUGAAUAACAAAUGUGUCAUUUGCAUGUUUUUCACAGUUCUCAUGUGCUGGUGUUGGUCGUUCAAUAUU